Molecule: messenger RNA, 1615 nt
Organism: Juglans regia (Persian walnut)
Lineage: Eukaryota; Viridiplantae; Streptophyta; Magnoliopsida; Fagales; Juglandaceae
Exons: 9
Coding region: 179-1117 (312 amino acids)
Source: RefSeq, a predicted model, not a curated record
UGGAACGCUCGCCUCUUUUCUAUAUUUCGAUGGAGAAGACCAAUCUCAACGGAUAACGCCCUUCCACUCGCUCGUCCCGAACAUCACCAGUCAGACACUGAGACACUCUCACACUACAUUGCUAUAUUUUUCUGAAAGAUAUUUUCCCGUUUGAGUUGGGGAAAAUCUGGUUUGCACAAUGGAUACCCUUUCACAGAUCAGAUGCUUCACCACCACUUCCAACUUCCCGUUUUCAAGAACUUCUCCAAUUCCUCGUUCCAGACUUCCAACAGUCUCUGUCCUACGAACAAGCCCCCGUCCAGUCAGUGGAGGAGUAGAAGAGGACGUUUUGCAAAUGUUUCUUAAGGAGAGAAAAUUAAGUGGAGAUUUUAUAUCAAAAGCUUCUGAUAUAUUUUGGCAGAGUGAGGUCACGCAAUUUGUUAAUGCUGAUGCUGUUGAACCUUCUGCCACUCCUCGACAGGCAGAGCGGGUCAUUGAAACCGACAAUGACGGUGGGUUUUUGAAACUGUCAAGUACCCUUGAAUGGGUAUCUGGUGACAACUCUGUACCAGAGAAUAAGAAAGCCAUUGCCAAGGCAUCAAGGGAUGACAGUGAAAGGAGGAGGAUACUGAACCUUCUCGAAUAUGAAGCGAUCAAGAGGGAGAUGAUGUUUUUAUCUGUUGGUAUCGGAACUGCGUGCACUGGGUAUUGUAUGAUAGCCUUAUCAGUCCAGGCAGCUAUUAGCUACGCGACAGGAGCUCUUUUCAGUUGCUUGUACCUUCAGCUCUUAUACCGACAUGCAGACAAUCUAUCCAGAGAAACUAUUCCUCAAGUUUUCCUGCGAAAGAAAUCAAAGAAAAUUGGAAUCAGAAGUGAGGACCUUCAGGAUUCGAUAGAGAAGUCAUUUAAGGGUAGUGGCAUUGCUCUUUCAUCUCCGAGGCUUGUGAUCCCAGCAGCAAUAUAUGGAUUGUGGCUCCUGUCUCAUCGGUAUUUUGGCAAUGACUUCUUUGAUUUCCAGCUUGUACCAGCCAUGCUUGGGAUGUUUGUCUAUAAAGCUGCUGCUCUUGUUCAAGUCUAUAGAGAUAAUGAGGACCUGCAAUUUGUCUUUCCAGAAAAUGGAGAUGGCUCACCUAACUGAAAUUCUUAUCUUACCGUUUCUUGAAGUAUAUCACUGCAUUCAAUGGUAACUUGUUGAAAAGAAGAGUUGGAUGCUUAUUGGAUUCCAUAUUUAGUUCUGCCCGUGUGGAACGCGCUGCAUAUAUUCAAAGGAGGUAAGCACCUUCAAGGUGUUCAAUGUGAAAUAACUCAAUUUUUGGAGCUGGUUCUGGCAGGUUUGGCCUUUUCAUGUUAAAAGUCUGCAAGUUCUGCUGGUAAGGGGCUAAAGCCUAUACUUCUCCAUCAAGAGCUGCUCAGUAGGGGUAAUUCUUCAAUAGUACAUCUAUUCCAAACCUGACUGUGGUGCCCAAAAUAUGCCAAUCAGUUUCCUAUAUAUUAGAGUUUGUUGCUGUCAGAAACUGUUGUAGUUGUGUGAUAUUUUGAGUAAUUCUGUCAUAUACUCUUUCACAAUGGUGUAAAAUAACUCUUCUUACAUGCAUACCUGAAAUAUAAGAAAAUCAUACAUAUUGAUGAAAUCAAA